This is a messenger RNA of Menidia menidia (Atlantic silverside), 588 nucleotides long. The record is from the annotation of a GenBank genome assembly. NCBI's taxonomy places the organism in Eukaryota, Metazoa, Chordata, Actinopteri, Atheriniformes, Atherinopsidae.
GGCUCCCGAGGUGUGGGCUUCAUUCGCUUUGAUAAGAGGAUAGAGGCUGAAGAGGCCAUCAAGGGCCUGAAUGGCCAGAAGCCAUCAGGUGCUGCUGAGCCCAUCACGGUCAAGUUUGCCAACAACCCCAGCCAGAAGACCAGCCAAGCCCUUCUGUCGCAGCUCUACCAGUCUCCCAACCGCCGAUACCCCGGCCCCCUGCACCACCAGGCCCAGAGGUUCAGGCUGGACAAUUUGCUUAAUAUGGCCUAUGGCGUAAAGAGGUUCUCUCCCAUUACCAUUGACAGCAUGACCAGCCUUGUUGGGAUGAACAUCCCCGGGCACACGGGCACCGGAUGGUGCAUCUUUGUCUACAACCUGUCCCCAGAUUCGGAUGAGAGCGUGCUCUGGCAGCUGUUCGGGCCGUUCGGCGCCGUCAACAAUGUCAAGGUGAUCCGUGACUUCAACACCAACAAGUGCAAAGGCUUCGGCUUCGUCACCAUGACGAAUUACGACGAGGCGGCCAUGGCCAUCGCCAGUCUCAACGGCUACAGGUUGGGCGACCGUGUCUUGCAAGUCUCCUUCAAGACCAACAAGACACACAAGUCC